Hylaeus anthracinus is the source of this 8061-nucleotide messenger RNA. Its product is annotated as protein muscleblind. Gene Ontology annotation, molecular function: metal ion binding. NCBI's taxonomy places the organism in Eukaryota, Metazoa, Arthropoda, Insecta, Hymenoptera, Colletidae. Bases 2655 to 2927 code for a protein of 90 amino acids. The transcript is spliced from 5 exons. The record is from RefSeq and is a predicted model, not a curated record.
GGUGUCGCGCCAGGCCCCCGCUAGCGGCUAGCCAAGCAAGCAGCAAGCAGUCGCAAUCCCGUCGCCUAACCAGCAUCGCUCGCCUUACCUUUUCACCCUCUUACAAAAUCGCAUCGAGGCUUCCGUCAGUCGCAUAUAUUCGCCCCGUUUCCAUCUGCCGGUCCCUUCGACGUCGUCCGCCGUCGUUCGUCGUCGCCAUUGCCGCCGCCACCGCCGCCGCCACCGCCGCCGUCGCCGCCGCCUGCUGCUCUACUGCCGUCGUCAUCGUCGCACACGCAGUACGUCGUCGUUAUUGCUCUCGCAAUCGUCGUCCAGUCGCGCGUGGUUUUUAACAGCGGUUCUAUUAAAGGGAAAGCGCGAGCUAAUAUAUCUACACAUACAUAAAACGGAGCCUCUGCGAUCGAGCAAAAGCUGAUUAUGAGUUGGAACAGUGCAGCGAUACAGAAAGCAUUCGGGCCAGCGAUUGUAAAGUGAGAACAAGUUUUAUCGUGGUUUUGUGUGUUUGCGAUCCGGCCGAAUCGACCGGAACUCUGAAGUGAGCCGUAAAGGGAAACGUAUUUUCACCGUUUUUUCGGUGAGAAACGGAGCAAGUGCAGAGUCGGAAGGAACGGAGCUCGUAUGUCACACGUUGAAAGGACUAGCCGUGUCAUCGUCGGAAUAAGUGCUGACAAUAUAUUAUCUAUUUUGGUGUGUUGUUCGUUACCACAGUGAAGGAGUCGCAAGCUCCGAAGAAACCAGUGAAGGCUCACCGACCGCCUUACCUGUCACGGUGACCGACAUCACGGCGAGAUCGCGGCUGAUACCUCCGCGUGUUCCGGCGCAAGAACAGCAGAAUCCGGAGUUCGACCGCGGGAGGAACCAGGAGUGCACCGAAUAAAUGACGUAAAUCCGAGGAACGGAAACGCAACGUCACUCGCUAACUCGCAAUUCCCCUUUCCCCCCACCGUACCUCCCCCCUCUCUUCUCUCUCUCUCUCUCUCUCUCUCUCUCUCUCUCUCUCUCUCUCUCACCGUUUUUCACAACUCCCCCGCCUUUCUUUUGUCCAGAUAUCCAAGCAACGGCCUAACCGUAUCCACGAUCCGCGAUCCAAGACGCAACCGGACCUUUGGCCUCGCCUCUUUUACCCGCUUUGUCGUCUACCGCCUUCUCGUGCUUACUCUCUUACUCUCUAACCGCACCCCUACUACUUCUUGUCUACGGUGAAGAAAAAAGAAAACAAGAAAUCCAUCCCCUCCGUUCCGUGUUCUCUCGUCCCUGCGAAAGGAUACAGGCUCUUAGGGUCACCUUUCCAAGAUUCGAGAGGUCCCUUUUCUCUGGCUCCCGUUUUUCUUACGGUCUGGACCACCGCCUACCUCCCGAAGUCGUCUCCCAACCUCAUCCGAGUAGAUUCAACACAUCGAGACGCGGCGUUAGCUUCAGAACCGGCUUGAAGAACACUACGACCGGCUUUUUGAGACACAUGUAUACACAAACACACACACAUACGCAUAUACACACGUAAUAAAACUCGAGCGCAGCAACAGCAGCAGCAGCAGCAGCAGCAGCAGCAGCGGCAACAACAACAACAGCUAUAUUAUCGAUAAAGAAAACAAUUACGUCUAGAGCACACAUUUACCUACACACAUACACAUACACACGUACACACUCGUGGUCGACGUUUAGCUUCGAAGGCUUUCAAGCUUUGCCCAACUACUACGCCUCCGGUUGCUACUCAGCUGCGCCCUUCUAAACCUCGCCGAGUGCAUCGCGCGAAGAUUACAGGAAGGAUAAAGGAGUCGAAGUCUGGUAGAGAGAAUCGAUCGAGACCGAGACGGAUCGAAAAAAAACUCACUGGUCCAGCCCGGGACAGAGAAAGCCCAGCAUCGCCUAAAACCGAAGCCCAGGAGCCUAAUUCGCACUGUCGAUGCCAUUCGCUGCCUCUCUCACUUCUUCACGCUCUUUUCUCGGUGAAACAUCUUCUUCUUGCGAGUGCUGCCGCUGAGUAACCCCGCCUAGACGAACCCCAAAGUGCGCGUCGCCGAGAGGGUGAACAUCCGUCACCUUCCAGCCUAGUUGAGAUUAAAAGAAAAAGAAACAGGAAGCUCUGUUUCCCUCUUUCGCUAACCGCUAACUUGGCAAACGGUACUAGCUGCACUGUCCCUCUGUAUCAUUAACGUCUACGAUCGAUAACAGCCCGACUGUUAAUCGAUAAAGAGCAACUCAGGCGAUACGUAACGGUGAUCACGGUCUAAAUAUAGUUUAGAAUUGUGCGUACUGCCGUUGAGAAUCGCGACAGCCUUCCUACACGGGUGUUCGAUAAUACGUGACAACGAAUAAGUAGGCAAAGUAAAGGAGUACUUCUCUUUGUUCGUCGUUGUCGUCGUCGUCGUCCGGUUUACGCGUGUUUUAUGCUUCGUCUACACGGAAGAUCCGAGCUCUGGAAGACCAUCAACUUGCCACGGGACGCGUUCAUGGAACAAUAAGGCGAUUGUACGCUACUCAAAGAAAAUUCUUCUUGCGCAAAGAUCAGGCCGGUGUGGGUGAACGCGAACAAACAGGCAAGGCUACGCUGUGACAAGCCCAGCGGAGGAAGAGGAUAAAUUAAAGUCGGUGUAAAGCCGGGCUUGUAUACUCCCGCUAAGGAGGAAGUUCCUUGGUCUUCCAGGAGUGGAAGUAUGGCAAUGGUCAACAUGAAUAACCUACUGAACGGCAAGGACUCCCGGUGGCUGCAGCUAGAGGUUUGCAGAGAGUUCCAGCGCAACAAGUGCACCAGGCCUGACACGGAGUGCAAGUUCGCUCAUCCGCCAGCUAACGUCGAGGUGCAGAGCGGACGGGUCACCGCUUGCUACGACAGUAUCAAGGUACGUGUUCCCAAUUCAUGUAACGUCGAUAAUUCUGGUCGAAUAACACUUGGUAAGCAUUGUCGGAGUACUCGCUGUGAUUUUUGAAUUCAUUUACGAUCCGAGGAACCUGAAGGGUGAUUGUUCGUGCAGGUAAUCGAGUCGAUACAAGUUAGUUACACACUUUACGCUGCAAAGUAACUUCGAGCUCGAGUAUAGUAAGCCAUUUGGCGUUAAGUAGUAACCUUUGGAGAAACUAAUCGUUAGGUUGACCGUUAAAUACGGUGACCAUGAAAAUAUUUUCAUUGGCCGUAGCUCUGUUCUGGUACAUGGUACAUCGGAGGCCAGGUACAAGGUCGCUACGAGCGGACUACAAGCGGGUUCUCGUGGCUUUUACGAGCGUUCGGUGUCGUCUCGUAAGUCGCACGCGCUCGCGUCGUGAUACUUUAGCUGCUCUGGAGUUUUGUCGGCGCUCGUAUGGCACCGUGAAGGGGAUCUCGAAAGGGCCGGGAGUAAUCCCACGGAGGCGUAAAGCGACGAAAUACGGGUGGAAAAAAGGGGUUAUACCUUUUUCAUGGUCCCUUAGUCGUGUUUCCGGGCUGGGCGGCUUCAGGCAUUCGCACUAAAAUUUGCACCCUCUCGGGCCCGCAAUGGACGAUCAGAUACGUAGCGCGACGUAAUAGAGAGGCAUUUGCGUUGAUAAUUCGAUCGUCCGCGCGAGCUUGAAAUUGCGGCGAAACUGCGAGCGUGCUUUGUUUGUUAACCGUAAUUUCAACUGUCGAGAGAAGCGAUUGGAAUGCCAUACUACAAAGGAACUUGUAAAACGCGAUCUCAGAUGUAGACGGUGAGCCAGAAGGUACUGUAGAUUACAUUAGAGGUAGAGUAACGUUGGGUUGGAUUAAACAAAAAUUUCAGACGACACGCGUCGAAUCUACUACAGAGAAUGGUCUUUUCUCUUGCCUUUCUUCCCGCGUCUUUUUUUUCGUAUAAUGUCAAAUUCUAUCUUACAUAAUGGCUUCUGCUAGGGUUCACAUAAAUUCUUUACGUUGUUACCAAGGUAAAGCGAAGUAACUCCAAAAGAAACGAAAAGUUGAACGUGGCAAGGUAGGAAAUAGUGUUUGUUUGUUGAACGCCUUUGUUGCGCGUAAAAUUGCAACGUGCCCGAGCAAAAAGGAAGAGAGGAAAAUGAGAUUGAGUUGCAGACUACGGACCAGAAUCAGCGAAGACGUUGCCGCGAACUUGAACGUUAUAACAAUAAUAAAAUUGGCGCGCCAAGACGGUGUCUUGUAUCGAAUCGUACGUGGAAGUCAUAACAAAUAAGAAACGUCAGAGUAUUCGUAAAAUUUGAUUACGCGUAUACGAGACUGGGAAAAGCAGAACAAGCAGUGUAAUAAUAAGCAACGAAAUGGGAACAGGAUCUGCGGCGAAUGACGAAACUCGAAGGGUGAAUUAAUAGGAACAAGCUUUGAAUUAUCAGCGUGAAAUGCAAAAUCAAAACGAAGUAAGACGCAAACGAUACGACUCUUGGACGAACGAGAUAAUAGACGAGCCAUCGCGAACUAUACAGCGAAGAUUAAUAAGAAUCUACCGAUGCUUCGCGUUCGAGAAAGUUGAAUACAAAAACGAAAUCAACCACUGUCACACCGGUUGUAUCGUUAAUGUUGCAAGGGGAUACGAACACAAUGAAAGUGUUAAAUAGUUGUAUAAAACGAGAACGUAAACCCGACUACGAAACAUUAAUCAGUCUCUCGUGGCUUACCGACUGCAUAUAUUACUGUCAACCGAACACUGUUGCAAAUAUGUACUAUUUCUCAUUCUUCGCGAGAGUUUUUUUACACUUUCUCUUUGGCGCGUAAGUCGUCUGGGGAGUUGGGCGUCUCGAGGCGAAUGCACAACGGCCCGAAAAGUUUGAGAAACCCUGCGCAGGAUCGUUCCGUUCGCGUAUCGUUCGCAAAUUCCGACAGGGCAUUUUGUCAUUCGUGUCUAGAAGUUGAAGCUAGUCUCGGACACGGUACGACGGCGCCGAGUUUUCGAAGUGGAUAAUUACUUGGUGGUCCCCUCGCCACCAGCGAGAAUGUGCCACUUGGUUUCGUUCCAGUAAGCUCGACUUUCUUCUUAUUAUCGGGACUGGGGAAGUUCGCGUCCCCGCGGUUCGAGCUCGUCGCGCCAAAAACCCUCGACGCUCUCACCGCCGCCAAGGGAAAUGAAUUAUGCCGCACGACCAGCGUCGCCGACUCGUCUCCGCCUCUGCGACCUCGAAUCCGUUCGAUAAUCGCAUUAAUGAAAAUGUCCGCGUAGCGGCACGGAAUUUAUUCGAUAUUAUUAUUGGUACAUCCGUUCGAGGCCGAUAAUUUGACGUUUAUAACAGUCAGCCGAAAAUCGCAUUUAUGGCUGGCCGCGUCAAUAUUUGAUCGCGCCUGGCCGCUUUGGAAUCGCUUUAUUUCCAGGAUGGUUUUUAGAAUUUUCGCGUUUCGCAACGAGGAGCCAAUCGUGUAACUCGAUUUCCUUUUUUACUUUCCUUUACUUUACACUUUCCUGAUCCACCAGACGGACGCGACGGUCUAAUAACGAUCGAUUAUCUUAGAACGCAUGAUAGCCGUGUUCGUGGGUCUUGUAUCGUCCGCUACAACGUUCGAUUACUCUGCGAACCCGAGGCUCGAUCACCGUGAAAUUCUGGGCAUCGUGGUCACGUCACUGUGAGAACUGAAACCUGUUCGCUCCGACAGGAACCGCGUACCGGAGGCUGUGCAAGUUGGCGUUGUUCUAAGCACGACGGUUUUCUUUGUUCUCGGCCUCAUUGUUCCGACAGCGAUUAAACUAUUUUUUUCCUCGGGCAUAUCAUUUUGGUUACGGCCAGCUCUAUCGAUUGUCUAGCUACCGUGUUUCUAUGUUUCUUAUCGCCCCUGAGCUCGGAUACCGUUUCCACGCUUCAGGGUUUCUAGACGUGCUCGAUUCGUCGUCUUCAAGAUUUUGAUCCUCUCGAUGCUAAUUCGUUCCUGUUGAAUGCAAAUUAAUGUAUUCGGAAACUGGUCUUGGUUCCCGGUGGAAUACACCGGACCGUUUGAUCCGCUGCACACGGAUGUUCCUCGGCCUGUUACGCGAAAUAUACCUAAAUUACCGUAGCUUGUACGUCGUGUUAUCGAUGAUUGUGAAUCGCUCGAAGGGAAGCGUUAGCGAUUGAAAAGAAAUAGAUUUGCCAGGAUCUAAAAUAAUAUUUAGACUAAUUUUACCGAGUACUCGAAUUCGAUUUGGUCGGCGUUAAUAACAAAAUCUGGGUCAAAAUUUGCCGCAAACUCCGAUGUACGCUGUCGUGACUGCAAAUUCCAAUCAAACAAAUUGCAAUAAAAAAAAAAAAAAAAAAAAUAUUUAAUUGAAUCGCACGGUGUGUUUUAUCGGAGAUCGAUAUUCGCGACACGCAUUAACGUUUAGCAAAGUCGUGUUACCGUCGUCGCGACGGAAAAUCGCGAGAAAACAUUUGGAAUUUAAAUUAGCCUUUCGCGCAACUAUGGACAAAUAGCGGCUUACUUAUUCGUACGCCUAAUAAACGAGCUGUUUGGUAAGACUGUCGGAUCGCCGAGCUCGUUACGCUUUCACAGGAGGGGCGUCCUCUAAUCCAUCUUUCCCGAGGACACGACGCGCGAAGUAGAGAGCAGAAGAUAUUGGUAUUCCCGGCGAAAAUAUGUCGAGCCAACGAAAUUCCGGCGGGGGCGGCUUCGGGAGCCUUUAAAGUCGCGAAGUCGCUCGAAACAAAUUAUACGAGGAGACGAGGACGAGCGAAACGCGCGUGUGUGCGACGCGACGCGUGCAUUUCUGGAGAAGCCGCGAAUACUUCUCUUCCCUCGGAGACCCUCUUUUGUUAUUUUCCCAGCGUGGAAGGAGGAAGAAGAAGCCAACGCACGCGAAGGGCGAAAAAGUGGGUAGGAGGUUGAAGGUGGAAGCGUAGGUGGAUGGGAAACGCGAGCAAGAGAGAAACGUACGCGCGAGUUCGGCGAGAUACGGUAUAAAAUAUACUUAAUCUGUAUUCGGGACACGAUCCCUGCCCAGCCGGCUGCCUAGCCGACGGAAUACAAAAUUCCCGUAUUCAGAUGCUUUGCGACAGAAAUUGACUUUAUUGAGGUUUAUUGAUCCGCAAUAUUGUGUUCCGCCGUGGCACAGCCACCCAGCCUUCGCGUGCCACGACUGUGUCGAAUGUGCUCUGCAGAGCUGUGUGCGAGUGCGAAACUGAGCGAUUCCACCCGAUACGUGUGCGCACACGUAUCGACUCUUUCGUUUCUGUCCCCCGAGAUACGCUUUACUUUCUAGCGUUGCACGCCACCGGGACAAAAUCCCCAAAACCGGCCGAUACUGGAAACAGUUCUCGACUCUGCGCGAAACCAAACGUGUAAGGGUUGCCCAUCUAGCAUGGAACCUAUGCGAACAUUCGCUGUUCACAAAAUUAUAAAUUCUAACGAUGGAGACCGCAUCAGAAGGAUCGGUGUCAAAGGAUACAGAAUAGAGGCGUGCUUUGAAGAGGCCACGAGCAUCGCCAUUGAUUACAUGUUCGCGUCUAUUUGACCAGAAAUCACCUUCGUUCGCGGAUGGAUACCGAAAUACAGAGUAUCGCGAGAUCACUCGUGAAUACGAAACUGGAUAUCCGACAAACGAACGAUAUCAUAGGCUGUCAGACCGAUUCGUUUAUCGUCAUUUUGGCUAAUCCUUUCGGCAAAAAGAGAAUUUCAAUUUUGAUUUUGUAGUCUAUUACGGACUAGCAAAGUUUUUAAAUAACUAAAUUCUUCAAUUAGUAAAUACGAGUUUGGAAACGUAUGUAUGGUUCCAAGUUAUGCUGCCAUUCUCAAGAAAUAAAACCGUGUUUCACUUUUCUUCCUUUCGCUCGUCGAGUCGAGUAACACAUUUUCUCGAUCGCUUCGAUCGUGAUCUAUUUUACAUCCAGGCUUUUACCAUUUCGCGUAUUCAAGGCGCCAGUGUCGCGUAGUUGCACAUGUUCUUCCGUAUUUAAAUUUAAUUUUCUUCCCGAGAGUACAGCGGAGGUGCCACCUUUUCCCGGGAAACCUUCGCCCUCUUUCCUUAGUUCGGUCGAAUCUUGCAAAUUUUUAGCUGAGUGCAUAUCGAGCUUUUACUUCGCGCAUCCGUACAUGCGGAGAAUCGUCCAAGUAGAGGCGAAACGUUACGUCUUGGGCAUGCAGGUCGCGAAGAAUCGCGUGUAAUGAAAAGGGUGUCGACUUCGAAGCUUCUCCGAGCGGUC